GUUUGUUCCGCCUUCUCCCUUUUCCUUCAGUUCACGUCUACAUCAUGUCUCUUCCUCAACCAGUUCCCCCUUCAUGGAAGGACCUCGGAAAGUCCUCUAACGACUUAUUGGGGAAGGACUAUCCUUUCCAUGGCACAUCUCUGGAGGUCAAGACCAAAACGCCAUCCAAUGUCGCGUUCAAAGUUGGUGGAAACAGGGACUCGAAAUCUGGCGCCAUUGCCGGGGACAUCGAGGCCAAGUACACCGACAAGAAGAACGGCCUGGUUUUCACCGAGACGUGGACCACUUCUAACGCUCUCAAAUCUCAGCUCGAGCUCGAGAACUACCUUGCCAAAGGCCUCAAGCUUGACAUCGCCACGUCAUUGACGCCCGACAAGGGCCAAAAAUCAGCCUUGCUUAACGUGAUCUACAAACAGUCUGGCGUCCACACCCGUGGCGCAUUCGACGUGUUCAAGGGCCCCACCUUCACCACUGACACUGUCUUCGGUCGCGAUGGCUUCUUGUUUGGCGCUGAGACUGCGUACAACGUCACCGAGGGUAAGAUCACUCGGUAUGCCGCUGCCAUCGGUUAUAACGCUCCCGAAUACGCCGUGACUGUUCACGGUCUCAACAACCUCAAAACUUUCACUGCGAGCUACUACCACCGUGUCAGCGCUGAUGUAGAGGCUGGUGCUAAGGCUGUUUACGACACCAAGGCAACGACUUCAGGCGUUGCUCUUGAGGUGGGCACUAAGGCGUAUCUUGAUUCGGCUGCUUUCGUCAAGGCAAAGAUCAACAACUCCGGUGUUCUCGCUCUUGGCUACACACAGGCCCUCCGUCCUGGUGUUAAGGCUUCCUUCGGUCUUGCCCUGGACACUCAACGCUUGAACGAAAUCAGCCCCACUGGCCCAACUCACAAGGUCGGAGCUAACAUCGUGUUCGAGUCGUAAAGCUACGGCAGUUCUAUAGCUAGUUGUGCCAUUCCGCAUCAUUAAUGACAUUAUCGUACUACGUAUUGCUAAGUAAUGCACUGUAUUGCUUAGCCUAUACUUACAAUCUCAAACAAAAUGAUGGUUGCUAUCAACUCGAACUUCGCAUCCAAGAGUUGAUCCAUCCUGUGCUGGUACGUGGAUGCAUGAUGUCAUG
This is a messenger RNA of Suillus discolor, 1125 nucleotides long. RefSeq names its product eukaryotic porin/Tom40. The transcript is spliced from 6 exons. The record is from RefSeq and is a predicted model, not a curated record. NCBI's taxonomy places the organism in Eukaryota, Fungi, Basidiomycota, Agaricomycetes, Boletales, Suillaceae. Gene Ontology annotation, cellular component: mitochondrial outer membrane. The coding region runs from base 45 to 929 and encodes 294 amino acids. Gene Ontology annotation, molecular function: voltage-gated monoatomic anion channel activity. Gene Ontology annotation, biological process: monoatomic anion transmembrane transport.